AUGUCAAACGGUCGAGGAUUAGUAAGAAAACAAAAUUUGAAAUUUAUUCUAAGACUUUUUAUAACAAUUAUAUUAGCAAAAUUGAUCUCGACAACCAUUCAACCAACUUAUGCAAAAGAUAAAACAUUAUUGUUGACUAAUAAACGACAAAAUGAACAAUAUGAAACUUUAUUAUCAAAUCGUACAAGAACUACCACAGUUUUAAAUACUUUAUUGAAAAACUGUACAGAACCAGCUAUUAAUGAAUUUCCAAAAGAUCUUUUUACACAAUCGCAACGACGGCAUGGUGCUAUUGUAUUUCACUUAUUAGCAGCAUGUUAUGUAUUUAUUGCUACAGCACUUGUUGUAAAUGAUUACUUUAUUGCUGCAUUAGAUAAACUAUGUGCAAAAUUAGGUUUGGACGAAGACAUUGCGGGUGCAACAUUUAUGGCAGGCGGCUCAUCAUCGCCAGAACUUUUUAUUGCUCUUAUAGGAAUCUUCAUUGCAAAAGGAGAUGUUGGAGUGGGUACAAUUGUGGGUUCAGCUGUAUUCAAUAUUGUGUGUGUGAUAGGAAUUUGUGGUCUCUUUGUGACUGGAGCAGUUAAACUGACAUGGUGGCCAUUAUGCCGAGAUUCUUUGUUUUAUGCAUUAUCAAUAAUGGUAUUGGUUGUUCGUUUUGACAAUGAUGACAUAAAUUUUGAUGAUAAUAUACAACAACAACAUAAAAUACCCAUCGAUGAUCUAAUUGCAAUGUCACGUUUUGCUAUUGAUUUUGAAACAGCCGUAUUAAAAAUAAUGAUGACGCGUCAUUUUCGAUCAAAAACACGUUUUAGAAUGGCAGCACGUUUUGUUAUUACAGAAAUGCGUUUGAGACAGGGUCAAGGUGAAAGUCGACCACAAAAACCAGCCACCGAACGACGAUUUUCAUUUUAUCAAGGAAGAACACCAAGUUUGUUGGCUGUUGAUGAGGAUUAUCAAAGUUGGAAAGAUGUACCAAAUUGGAAAUAUGAAUCAAUAAAUUUUGUCAAAUGGUUAGGAACACUUCCCAUUAAAUUAUUAUUUUAUCUCACCAUUCCAGAUUGUAGAAAUCCAAGAUGGAGUAAAUUAUUUCCGAUUACAUUUUUCAUGGCUAUUGUCUGGUUAGCUAUUUUAUCUUAUGUCAUGGUUUGGAUGGUCACAGUUAUUGGUUUUACCUUCAGUAUUCCUGAUAGCGUGAUGGGAAUUACGUUUUUAGCAGCUGGAAGUAGUAUUCCGGAUGCAUUAGCUAGUGUAUUAGUUGUACGCCAAGUGGAUAUGGGAGUAUCAAAUACAUUUGGUAGCAAUGUUUUUGACUUAUUAAUUGGCUUGGCAUUGCCAUGGUUCAUUAAAACCCUAACAAGUGGUGAACCUGUGCACAUAAAUAGCAAUGGUCUUAUGUAUGAUUCUGUUUUGCUGCUAGGUAUUGUUGCAGUAACAGUGAUCAGUUUUCAUGGUCGCAAAUGUUCUAGAAGUAAAUUUUAUUUUUUGAAAUAUAUAUUAUGA
Didymodactylos carnosus is the source of this 1500-nucleotide messenger RNA. Lineage: Eukaryota; Metazoa; Rotifera; Eurotatoria; Philodinida; Philodinidae. The record is from the annotation of a GenBank genome assembly.